AUGGAUACUGGUCUUCGUCGUCUUCAUCGUCUUCAUCGUCUCCAUCCGUCAGAGGCACAGGAGCGGCUGAAUUCAGAGUUGGCAGCAGAUGAGGUCGACGAAGAAGCCCGGGAGAAUAAAGACAAGGCGACGGAUCCAGGGGCUCCGCAUCUGGUUACUCAGGGAACGUAUGAGAUUGAAGGUGCAAGUCUCGAGUAUGAGAGCGACGGAGUACAGGCUUGA
Molecule: messenger RNA, 222 nt
Organism: Monascus purpureus
Lineage: Eukaryota; Fungi; Ascomycota; Eurotiomycetes; Eurotiales; Aspergillaceae
Source: the annotation of a GenBank genome assembly